AGCAUAAAUAUCUCUCAAUAUACCUCAGAAACAAAGAUGUCUCCAUCAAGUUUAUACUCACAUCACGUGCUAUGCUCUUCAAUACCUCUAUCAAAAAAUGUGCAGAGUUUUUUCAGUGCCUUCUGCACGGAAGAGAAUAUUGAACAAAGUAUCUCCUAUCUUGAUCAGGAAUUGACUGCUUUCGGCUUUCCUUCAUUGUAUGAAGAAUCGAAAGACAGAGAUGCCAAGAGAGAGUUAAAUAUAGUCGCUGCUUUAAAUUGUAUGAACGAACUACUUGUACUUCAACGGAAGAACCUUCUAGCUCAGGAAAAUGUGGAAACACAGAAUCUGAAACUGGGAAGUGAUAUGGAUCAUCUGCAGAGCUGCUAUGCAAAACUUAAGGAACAACUGGAAUCCUCCAGGAGAGAAAUGAUUGGACUUCAGGAAAGAGACAGACAGCUACAGUGCAAGAACAGGAAUUUACACCAGCUGCUUAAAAAUGAGAAGGAUGAGGUGCAAAAAUUACAAAAUAUUAUUGCAAGCCGAGCUACACAGUACAAUCAUGAUAUGAAGAGAAAAGAACGUGAAUAUAAUAAAUUAAAGGAACGUCUACAUCAACUUGUUAUGAACAAAAAAGAUAGAAAAAUAGCUAUGGACGUUUUAAACUACGUGGGACGAGCUGAUGGAAAAAGGGGCUCCUGGAGAACUGGUAAAACUGAAGCCAGGAAUGAAGAUGAAAUGUAUAAAAUUCUCUUGAAUGAUUAUGAAUACCGUCAGAAACAAAUCCUAAUGGAAAAUGCUGAACUUAAGAAGGUUCUUCAGCAAAUGAAAAAGGAAAUGAUUUCUCUUCUUUCUCCCCAAAAGCAGAAACCUCGAGAAAGAGCCGAUGAUAGUACAACUGUUCUUUCUGAUGUUGAAGAUGAUGCUGGGGAAGUAAGUAGAGAGAGUGUGUGGGAUCUUUCCUGCGCAGCAGUGAGAGAGCAGCUUACAAAUAGCAUCCGCACCCAGUGGAGAAUUUUGAAAAGUCAUGUAGAAAAACUGGAUAACCAAGUUUCAAAGGUACACUUAGAUGGCUUUAAUGAGGACGAUGUAAUUUCACGACAAGACCAUGAACAAGAGACUGAAAAGCUUGAAUUAGAAAUCCAGCAGUGUAAAGAAAUGAUUAAAACUCAGCAACAACUUUUACAGCAGCAGCUUACUACUGCAAGUGACGAUGAUACCACUUCUCUGCUACGAGACUGUUAUUUGUUGGAAGAAAAAGAGCGUCUCAAAGAAGAGUGGUCCUUGUUUAAAGAGCAAAAAAAGAAUUUUGAGAGAGAAAGACGAAGCUUUACAGAAGCCGCUAUUCGCCUGGGAUUGGAGAGGAAGGCGUUUGAAGAAGAAAGAGCCAGUUGGUUAAAGCAACAGUUUUUAAAUAUGACUACCUUCGACCCCCAGAACUCAGAAAAUGUGAAACUUUUCAGUGCCUUCUCGGGAACAGAUUCUGAUCGGGACACCCUUACAGUACACUCAAGGCCACGGCAGAGGCAGCCUCACAGUGUGUGCCGCAGGUCUCCCGUCAGCACGUCUAAGCUUACUAAAUCCCUUCCGACAUCUCCUGCUUCCGACUUUGGCCAGACCCGCUCCUGUGCAUCUGAACAUAGUUCAAGCAAUGCACUGAAUAUAACUCAUGAAGAAGCUAAACCAAAUCAGGUUGGGAGAGAAUGUCUAAGUCAGUCACGGAGCCUGGUGCCCAGACCUGGGUCACAGGAAGGUUGCUACAAUGGAUGCCCCUUGACCUGCACAAAUUCUCAUGUAGAAGAAGAUAACUUACUUUAGACACGGGACCUGAGUUUCCUGCAUUCGUGUGUUUGUAAACUUUCACAGCUGAGCUGAAACAGGGUGUUUCAUAAAGUCUAUCAUCUCUAGUAACAUAAGAGAGCCGGUCUGAGUUGUUUGAACUCUCCUGUCUUCCUCCAAAGAGCUAAAAUGUUAAAUCUAUUUAAAAGGAUAUAAAAGCUUUGGAUAUGUAUUUUUAGUAGCAGAAGCAUCUGGUUCUGUGAAUAAAAGAAUGUAUAGAUGUUUGAAUGAGAACACAAGCACUAGAAUGAGUUUCCUCUUGUAGGUAUUAAAAAUAACACUUUUAGGAAACUGUUUAUUGUAAAUGCUUAAUUUUUAUCUCAAAUAUAGUUGGUGUUGGAAGUUUAGCCCUUACUUGAAUGUACACUGCAGAUUUUUAACAAAGCAAGUUCUAUAUUUAUUAUGUUUAGUGUGAUUUGAAAUGACCUCUUUCAUAUGUUUUAAAUAAAGUGAAAUUUAUGUAUGUUUAGUACAUAGAUAUACGUGAUUAUGCUAAGAGACUAAGAUUUUAAAAAAUUACAUAUCCAUAAUUAUAGUAUUCCAUGCCAAUAAAAUUUUUUUAGUGAGAUUCUAUUUGCAGCUGUGAUUAGGGUAAGAGCCUUUUCAACCCAUCUGCGCAAUAGCUGUUCAGACGUUACUCCACGGAGCCAAGUACUGUAGAGAACAUAGCACUAUGUGUAGGACAUUUUUACCUCACUGGAUCUUUAUUUGGUAUGUUGUAUAUGAUACUAAAAGUUUUAAGGAUCAUGAUUGUAAAGCAAUGGGAGCAUGACUACAAAAGUCCCUUUGGGUUAAAGGAAUGUAAUACCAGCUUAAGGCAUUUGGAUGAUAGAAGUUGUGGCAUCAUUUGGAUUUGCUUUUUUUUUUUCCACCAGGGGGGUACACCAGUACAGUAACAUCGGUACUGGCUAGGGCUUUGUACAAUGACCCAUAAUAUUUUAAUGAUUCUUCAAUAAGGUGUUUAACCACUAAUGAUAUGAAAAUGUAAUAUGAAAGCAUCUAAUUUUAUAAUCCAAGUAUGACUGUACUCCGGGCGGGGGAUGUCAGUGCAUUUUCAAAGCACUUAUAACUUUUAAUGUUCCUGAUUGCAUGUUUCUUCAUGAGAAGGAUGUUGUUAUUAGCAGUGAUAGUCAUAAGUAUAGGUACAGGCUUUUUCCCAGGAAUUUCAUCGUAAAGUUUUUAAGUGCCUCACCCUGCUUGUGUCUGUACAUAGACACUACACAAAUCCAGUCCUUGCUAAGUAUUGCAUGUAAUUCAGGCCCGUAUGCCUUCUUGUGUUCUAGAAUUUCAUCACUUACUACCCUCCCCUCUCUGUGUGGCUGUUCCAUUUGAACCUGUUGUACUAGGAGGGAAAAGCCUAUAUUGUAUGUCGCUGCAGCCAGUGUUUCUUCAGGACCGAUCGAAUAUCGUUCAAAGUAUCUAGUAGCAUUAAUGAAGCUACUCAAACAGUAAUCACAUUUGUUGUCUCAAAGAGCAGGCUCUUGAACAAAAUAGUUAGUAGCUCAUUACUUUCAGCUUAAUGCAUGGUCCCUUUUUUACUGUCCAGAAUUUUAGAAACGUUACGGAAUGUUAAAAGAUCGCACAUUCCAAAAGAAAAAAAUAAGCAUCAUUUUCUUUCUUUUGCUACUGAGCAAAAUAGUGCUAAAGAAAGGCAAUCAUAAAUUUCAUUUUUUUAAAAAGUCAGUGAUGCGUUUUCCGACAUCGGGAGUUUCCGUGGGACACUCUCAAAAUUGAGCACUCUGAUUUUAAGGUACAUCUUUUCAUUUGGGUCAUAGUAUAAUCUGGAAAGCAUCAUCUUGUUUUGCUUCCACAGCAGAGCCCACUUGAUUCUCUUACUGGAAAGGAAAAUUCUUUCAGAUUGACAUGAAAGCCUAAGAUAGGAAAGAAAUAAUAAAACGAUAGCCAGGGUCCUCGUGCUUUUGAAGCUCUCAUAAAUCCCCUACACGUUGUACAUUUUCCCUAAUACCACAGCCUUUGCAUGGCUGGACAUCCCAUCUCCGAAAAGGUCUCCAACACCCCACAGCAGUUCAGCAUGGUGGGCUGACUGGGCUGACUGGUCUCCAUGCCAGGACAGCACUGACUCCCUGCUGGGCACUCCUGAGAUUUUGUUCCCUCCCCCUUUCAGGGUAUUUGCAACAUUCACAUUCGUUGCUCCAGUCCUACUUAAUUAAGACCAGAGGGUGGUAUCUGUCAUUGUUUUUCAGCAUGAAAAUUCUGACAAUCUUAAAUGUUUUCUUUAUCAGUAUGUAAAUCUGAUCAUUUAUACCUCAAAAUUUGUUUUUACAUACCUAUUUUGAAUUUUCAAAGCAUAAAAAGGGGGUAAAGAGCUAAAAUUAUUUUUCUUAUACUGUUAUAUAUGAUGAGAACCUAAGAGAACUGAUUGUACCUUCUGCUCCUGACAAGUUUAAAUGUGCAAAUAAAUAUUUUCCUAUAGGAA
Echinops telfairi (small Madagascar hedgehog) is the source of this 4255-nucleotide messenger RNA. RefSeq names its product SSX family member 2 interacting protein (gene SSX2IP). The record is from RefSeq and is a predicted model, not a curated record. NCBI's taxonomy places the organism in Eukaryota, Metazoa, Chordata, Mammalia, Afrosoricida, Tenrecidae. The coding region runs from base 37 to 1797 and encodes 586 amino acids. The transcript is spliced from 12 exons.